Messenger RNA from Impatiens glandulifera, 1540 nucleotides. RefSeq names its product serine/threonine-protein phosphatase PP1 isozyme 3-like. The transcript is spliced from 4 exons. The record is from RefSeq and is a predicted model, not a curated record. Gene Ontology annotation, cellular component: cytoplasm; nucleus. Bases 237 to 1214 code for a protein of 325 amino acids. NCBI's taxonomy places the organism in Eukaryota, Viridiplantae, Streptophyta, Magnoliopsida, Ericales, Balsaminaceae. Gene Ontology annotation, molecular function: protein serine/threonine phosphatase activity.
UACAAAUGACUCAUUGAGUGAUGGUUCUUCCUCGAAGGAGGCUUCCCUUUGCUUGCACUCAGAGCUUCUAAAAGAAGAAAUCUUGAUUUAAACUUUUUCUCUUUCUAGAUAUGCAACUAACUAAUAAUAUAACUUCACAACAGGACCAACAACAACAACAACAUCACCGACCCCCAUCACUUUAUUCUCUACUACCCUUUCUUCACUCUUGAAAAUCUUCUCAUCCCAUCCCAGAUAUGGAUCCUUUAGCUCUAGAUUGUAUCAUCACCCGAUUGCUCCAAGUGAGGGGUAAACCAGGGAAGCAAGUCCAGCUUUCUGAGUCCGAGAUCAAGCAUCUCUGUUUGAAGUCCAGAGAAAUCUUCUUGCAGCAGCCCAAUCUAUUAGAGCUCGACGCACCGAUCAAGAUCUGCGGGGAUCUACAUGGUCAAUAUUCUGAUCUUCUAAGGCUAUUUGAGUAUGGUGGAUUACCUCCUAAAUCAAAUUACUUAUUCUUGGGAGAUUAUGUUGACAGAGGAAAGCAAAGUCUAGAAACUAUAUGUCUUCUGCUUGCAUACAAAAUCAAAUACCCAUUGAAUUUUUUCCUUUUGAGGGGUAACCAUGAAUGUGCUUCUGUUAACCGUAUAUAUGGGUUUUAUGACGAGUGUAAACGUAGAUUUAAUUUGAGAUUGUGGAAGAUCUUCUGUGAUUGUUUUAACUGUCUUCCUGUUGCUGCUCUAAUUGAUGAGAAGAUACUCUGUAUGCACGGGGGACUUUCUCCUGACCUUCAUAGUUUGGAUCAAAUAAGAAACUUGCAGCGUCCAACUGAUGUCCCUGAGACUGGUUUACUAUGUGAUCUUUUAUGGUCAGAUCCUAGCAAAGAUGUUAAAGGAUGGGGUAUGAACGAUAGGGGAGUUUCCUUUACAUUUGGCCCUGAUAAGGUCACUGAGUUUCUUCAGAAGUUUGAUCUUGACCUUAUUUGUCGCGCCCAUCAGGUGGUGGAAGAUGGAUAUGAGUUCUUUGCGGAUAGGCAGCUUGUGACUAUAUUUUCAGCACCAAACUAUUGUGGGGAGUUUGACAAUGCUGGGGCUAUGAUGAGUGUGGACGAGACUCUUAUGUGUUCUUUCCAAAUACUAAAGCCAGCUGAAAAUAGAACCAAGUAUGUGUAUGGAAGCACAAUAACUUCAAAGUCGGGAACAGUUUCUGCAAUCUCCAAGGUUCUUGGUGGGAAGGUAUGAUGAUGACUUGGUGACAAGAGAACAGAUGAUGGGGCAAGGGAGAAAAUUAUCAUUUGGUUUAGGAUUUAAAAUAAGGUUUUAUGCAAAAUAUUCCUUCCUAAUUUGAUUGUAAAAGGUUUUAAGGUUUAUUCUCUUGCUCGGUACUCCUUUUGUGUUGUUUUUGUAUAUUCCCAAGUAGAUUUGGUCUAUGGAAAAUGACUAAAAGAAAGAAUAAGAAACAACAGAGUACUUGUAAAUUUUGAGUGCUUAUCAGUUCUCCUCAUUUUGGAAGCCAUGGCCAAUCUGCAACUUUCUUAAUUCAUAUUUCAUUGCUUGCUUCUUUUCUU